This is a messenger RNA of Lineus longissimus, 609 nucleotides long. RefSeq lists its product as uncharacterized. The record is from RefSeq and is a predicted model, not a curated record. NCBI's taxonomy places the organism in Eukaryota, Metazoa, Nemertea, Pilidiophora, Heteronemertea, Lineidae. The coding region runs from base 1 to 609 and encodes 202 amino acids. The transcript has a single exon.
AUGAAAGACAAUGACAUUUACGAGUCCUCUGAAUUAACCAUUGGGGACAAGACUGUUGGGUACCCGAUUAAAGACAAUGAUAUUUACGAGUCCUCUGAAUUAACCAUUGGGGACAAGACUGUUGGGUACCCAAUGAAAGAAAAUGAUAUUUACGAGUCCUCUGAAUUAACCAUUUGGGACAAGACAGUUGAUUACCCGAUGAAAGACAAUGACAUUUACGAGUCCUCUGAAUUAACCAUUGGGGACAAGACAGUUGGUUACCCGAUGAAAGGCAAUGAUAUUUACGAGUCCUUUGGAUUAACCAUUGGGGACAAGACUGUUGGUUACCCGAUGAAAGGCAAUGAUAUUUUCGAGUCCUCUGAAUUAGCCAUUGGGGACAAGACAGUUGGUUACCCGAUGAAAGACAAUGACAUUUACGAGUCCUCUGAAUUAACCAUUUCGGACAAGACAGUUGGUUUCCCGAUGAAAGACAAUGAUAUUUACGAGUCCUCUGAAUUAACCAUUGGGGACAAGACUGUUGGUUACCCGAUGAAAGACAAUGAUAUUUACGAGUCCUCUGGAUUAAUCAUUGGGGACAGGACUGUUGGUUUUGCCGAUGAAAGACAGUGA